Molecule: messenger RNA, 2796 nt
Organism: Chrysemys picta bellii (western painted turtle)
Lineage: Eukaryota; Metazoa; Chordata; Testudines; Emydidae
Source: RefSeq, a predicted model, not a curated record
AUGGAUUAUGGACCAGCCAGGAACUCACCAUUUAGAAACCUGCUGAAAAUAUUUUGCCUUCUCCCAACAGUGGCUUACGCUCAGCUACUCCACCCGGGCGAUGCGAAGUACGAGGAGCAGGCCGUGCGGGGGGUGCGGCACCAGUCCGUGCAGCUGGCUUGUGGCGACGUGGUCUCGCCCAUGGUGGUUUUUUGGAGCUUCACCAAGCUGGGCUCGCUGGUGCCCAGGGCCGUUGCCAUCAGCAACGGGAUAGAGUCCAAGGUGGAGAAGGCUUCUGCGGCCCUGGGGCAGGUGAGCCUGCAGAACGGCACCCUGGAAGUGAGCGACCUGCAGACGGCUGCCCAAGGGCGCUUCAUGUGCCAGGCAAUGUUCGAGGAGGACGGCGAGAUCAAAGUGGGCUACUUCUACAUAGAGCUGGUCGUGCUAGUUCCCGUUCCGAAGCCCUUCCUGCAGAUGACCGACCCCACGCCAGUGGAAGGCACGGUGGUGACGAUGACGUGUGCGGUGAAGGAGGGGACGCCUCCCAUCGGGUACUCCUGGCACCGCCACACCAACAGGGAGGGUGCGGUGGCUGUCGCGGAAGCUGCCGGUGGGCUGCUGAACCUGACAGCGGCUAACCGGACUGACAUGGGCUGGUACGCCUGCACCGCCCACAACGAGGUCAACAGCCAGACCAGCGACAGGAUGUAUCUCGACGUCAUUUAUGGCCCUGAUGAACCCGUGAUCAACGUUGAGCCGUUUGCUAUUAACCAGAACGGCUUCUCAGCUAACGAGCAGGAGGAGGUGAUCCUGACCUGCCUGGCCCCUUCCAACCCGCCCAGCCACUACAUCUGGUUUUACAACAGCUCCCAGAUCUACUCCGGCCAGAAGUAUGUGAUAGCCAAGAUCUCCCGGACUCAGACGGGCACCUACACCUGCCUGGCCCAAAACACACAUCUCAAUACGCGCACUCAGACCACCAUCAUCCUCACCGUCUACUAUCUGCCCGAGGGGAAGCCCAGCUGCACACCAGUCCCUGCUGCCAAUUUCCGGGACAUUGCUCUGCAGUGUUCGUGGCCAGGCGGGUUCCCCCCAGCGCGGCUGCGGUGGGUGAGAGCCGGCCGGGAAGCAGACGCUGCAGCGUCCUACUCCAAUGCUACCAGAAUCCACCGAGGGGUGGAUGUCCGGAACGGCAGCUCGUACACCUGCCUGGCCUCCCACCCAGCACUCAGAGAGGAUGCUGUCUGCACCACCACUGUGUAUCUGCCCGAGGGGAAGCCCAGCUGCACACCAGUCCCUGCUGCCAAUUUCCGGGACAUUGCUCUGCAGUGUUCGUGGCCAGGCGGGUUCCCCCCAGCGCGGCUGCGGUGGGUGAGAGCCGGCCGGGAAGCAGACGCUGCGGCGUCCUACUCCAAUGCUACCAGAAUCCACCGAGGGGUGGACGUCCGGAACGGCAGCUCGUACACCUGCCUGGCCUCCCACCCAGCACUCAGAGAGGAUGCUGUCUGCACCACCACUGUGUGGGUCCCCGUGGGGAACCCCACCUGUUCUGCCAUGGCUACGAAGCAGAACGAAUUCCUCAUGCUGUCCUGCGACUGGGCGGGAGGCCUGCCCCGUGUCACACUCUGGUGGAGAGACUGGCGGAACCGCGUGCUGGGUGGCUUGAAACCAUCCAGCAACAUCUACGUCAUGCAGUCCAACAGCACCCUUGGGGGCAAGGAGUUCACGUGCAUCGCAGCCCACCCUCUGCAGGCCAGAGCCACGGAGUGCCUUGUCCGGCUGGAUGUUCCCAAGCUGGCGGCCGAGCGCACCGAGGUGUCGCUGUUCGAGGGCGGCGAGGUCCAGCUGGCCUGCGCGCUGCAGGGCCCCCACCUGGGCUCUGAAGUGUUCUGGUUCAACAACAAGCACCAGGUGAUCCGGCCGGACGCUGCGAGGUACAGGCUGCAGCAGGGCGAUGCCUGGUUCAACCUGACCAUCCGGGACACCGAGUGGAUGAGGGACAGCGGCACCUACCACUGCGCGGCCGUGAACGCCGUGGGCAACACCACCGUCCCCAUCAGGCUCCGCGUGAAGAAGUACCCGACGCCCCCCAACGUGACGAUCAGCAAGCUGAUGUACACCCGGCAGCGCACUGAGGUGCAGCUGGAGUGGGUGACGCAGGGCUCGGGGAACCUGACCGGCUUCGUCGUCCAAAGGCAAGAAGCAAAGAAAUCCUCGCUGGGCCCAUCCCGGUCGGCAGCCCGGGCCUGGGAGACGGUGGCCAGUGACAUAGAACCUGACAUCCGAGACCACAGGGUGGGCGGCCUGGACCCGGCGGUGGUGUACGCCUUCCGCAUCCUGGCUGUCAACCACCGCACCACCGGGCACCCGUCCGAGGGGAAGACCCCAGCUGACCCCCCUUUCAACGCCUACCCCGCCGUGAUAGGCGCUGCAGUAGCAGGGAUGGUCGUGGCGGCGGUUGCCUCUCUGCUGGCGUUUCAGUACAUUGUCCGGAACCGGGACAACAACCCACGGCUGCACGACCUGCUCUUCGGCAUGGCUGGCCCAGAGGCUCAUGAACACAUCAGCACUCCGGAAGACGCUGAGACGGCCGCAGGCAUGGCAGAGGCUGAGACGGGCGGGGAGCUUGGGGGCACAUCCCCCACAUCCCCCCCGGUCGGGGAAGCAGCAGCAGGUAACUGGGGCCCAAGUGCAGCUGAUAUGACAAGUGUCACCCAGAGCCCCCCUGCGUCCACCCAGGAGGCUCCCCCAGCUCCAGAUCUUGCUGAUGACGACCCGCCGGUCAAUGUCACAAUCACAGUGACUGCGACAUCGUGA